UUUGACUAAGGUGCAGGAGUUCAGCUAUUGAAAAUCAACAUCCCAAUAAUAAUUGAAGAUAAAUAUGAACAGAAAUUCCACUUCCAUUUAUAUUUGAUAAUUGAAAGACACAGUAGAGGUGAUUGAAUUCACUAACCAUGGAACAACUCUGGUUCUCUGUGAUCCUCUUCUUAUUCAUCCUUUUUAUCUCUGUCAAUUUCUUGCUACAUAAACUAAAAAAGCAUAAUAAGAACUUACCACCAAGCCCAUUUGCCUUUCCGAUCAUCGGCCAUCUCCAUCUCAUCAAAGAACCUCUCCACCGAUCCCUUCACCAUCUUUCCGACCAAUAUGGUCCAAUCCUCUAUCUUCACUUCGGAUCCCGCCCCGUUCUUCUACUCACAUCUCCGUCAGCCGUCGAGGAAUGCUUCACCAAGAACGAUAUCAUAUUUGCAAAUCGACCCCAACUUCUGGUAGGGAGGCACUUGUACAACUACACUUCACUUGGGGCCGCUUCUUAUGGAUUCCAUUGGCGGAACCUCCGCCGCCUUUCUACAAUCGAGCUCUUCUCCUCCACCCGCCUGAACAUCUUUUCAGAUCUCCGACGAGAAGAAGUGAGAUUGCUACUUAAGGAUCUGUACAGAGUUUCAAGUGAGGAUUUUGUCAAAGUGGAAAUGAAAUCAAGGUUGUCAGAUCUUUCAUUUAAUGUUAUAAUGAGAAUGAUCUCAGGGAAACAGUACUGUAAAGAUGAGAAGGGUUUGGAAGAAGCUAAAGAGUUCCAAAGAAUUAUAAGUGAGAUUUUUGAAGUUAGUGGGAUACCCAAUUUGGGUGAUUUCUUUCCGGGUUUGAGUUGGGUUGAUUGUCGUGGAUUGGAGAAGAGGAUGAAAGGCUUACAAAGGAAAGCAGAUGUGUUGUUGCAGAGUUUGAUUGACAAGAAUCGGAAGAGCCAUGAUUAUAGUUGUUUUGCAGAGGAAGGAGAUAUGAAAACGAUGAUGGAUGUUCUUCUUUCGCUUCAACAAAGGGAGCCAGACUACUACACUGACGAAAUCAUUAAAAGCUUCCUGUUGGGACUGAUUGUGGCCGGAACCGACACAUCGGCGACGACAUUAGAAUGGGCGAUGUCGCUUCUCCUUAACCAUCCGGAGGUGUUAUGCAAGGUUAAAGCCGAGGUAGAUGAUGUUAUAUUACACGAUCAGGAUUUAGAUCUUUUCCAACGUGAAAGAGAGCCCAGUCACAUCCCACGACCAGAAGCACCGCACUCGUCAUUGAUUGAUGAACAACAGCAACUCCCUAAGCUGAAGUACCUCCAAUGUGUGAUCAACGAGUCAUUGCGUUUGUUUCCACCGGCCCCACUUCUGGUGCCACAUGAGUCAUCCAAGGACUGCACUGUUGGAGGGUUUGAUGUCCCAAGUGGUACAAUCCUACUUGUCAAUAUAUGGUCUAUUCAUAGAGACAAUAAGUUGUGGGAGGACCCUACAAGUUUUAAGCCUGAGAGGUUUAUUGAAGAAGAAAGGAAGCUGCCGAUGAUGAUCCCAUUUGGGAUGGGAAGGAGGGGAUGCCCUGCCGCUGGGUUGGCCAAUCGUGUGGUAGGGCUGGCUCUUGGGACACUAAUUCAAUGCUUUGAGUGGGAAAGAGUUAGAGAAGAGGAAGUAGUAGAUCUCACAGAAGGGCCAGGGCUCACUGCACCAAAAGCCAAGCCCUUGGAAGCUAUGUGCAAAGUAUGCCCAACCAUGAUUAAUGUCCUUUCCAAACUCUGAAGUUUUUUUUUUUGGUGUGAUUAUGGGAAUUAAGAUCUAGAAACUUGUCUUUGCAGUACACCCUAUCUGUUUGAUGUUUAUCUAUUGCCACUACAAAUUUUAGUGAAUGAUCUCUUUUCGAAGAAAG
This is a messenger RNA of Macadamia integrifolia, 1860 nucleotides long. RefSeq names its product cytochrome P450 81Q32-like. The record is from RefSeq and is a predicted model, not a curated record. The transcript is spliced from 2 exons. Gene Ontology annotation, molecular function: monooxygenase activity; heme binding; oxidoreductase activity, acting on paired donors, with incorporation or reduction of molecular oxygen. The coding region runs from base 138 to 1733 and encodes 531 amino acids. Lineage: Eukaryota; Viridiplantae; Streptophyta; Magnoliopsida; Proteales; Proteaceae.